Rubroshorea leprosula is the source of this 1241-nucleotide messenger RNA. The record is from the annotation of a GenBank genome assembly. NCBI's taxonomy places the organism in Eukaryota, Viridiplantae, Streptophyta, Magnoliopsida, Malvales, Dipterocarpaceae.
UCCUCUAUUUUCUUAGGAUAGACACAAGCUUCAAUUGUUCUUACUCUAGUUUCCUCUUCUCAAAUUCAUCUUUCUUUCCUCGUCUCUUUUUCUUCUGUUUCUUAAAAAAUGGAAGGAAACUUACGAUGUUUUGGAAAUUUCAUCCAAUGGUCCAAACCAUACAUAGCCAUGAUUUCCCUGCAAUUUGGCUAUGCCAGAAUGAACAUCAUCACUAAGGUUUCCCUCAACAGAGGAAUGAGCCAUUAUGUUCUGGUUGUCUACCGCCACACCUUUUCCACUGCAGUUAUUGCUCCUUUUGCUCUCAUUCUGGAAAGGCCUGUGAUUGAUCAAAACUUCUACAACUCCGGACUCAAAUUCACCUCGUCAACCUUUUCCUGUGCCAUGAGUAACAUGUUACCUGACAUGACAUUUGUUAUGGCAGUUCUAUGCAGGAUGAAAAAGGUGGACAUGAAGAAAGUAAGAUGCCAAGCAAAGGCAGUGACACUUAAGAGAUACUCAGCUCAGCGAUCCCUUACAUCUCUGGUUUGCUUCACGGGGACAUUACAUUCUAUUGUCGUCACCUUUGUGAUGGAGCCCAAAUCCUCUGUUUGGACCAUUGGCUGGGACAUGAAUCUUCUUGCUGCAGCCUAUGCUGGCAUUGCAUCAUCAGGCAUUGCAUACUAUGUCCAAGGAUUGGUGAUGCAGAAAAGAGGGCCCGUCUUUGUCACAGCUUUCAGCCCUCUGAUGAUGAUCAUUGUAGCAAUCAUGGGUUCUUUCAUCCUAGCCGAAAAGAUCUAUCUUGGAGGUGUUCUUGGAGCUAUACUGAUUGUAAUAGGGCUCUACUCUGUUCUGUGGGGAAAGUACAAGGAAUACCAAGAAAAAGAAGCUGAAGCAAUACGCCCGAAAGCCAUAAAAAGCAAUACUGCCACCGCCAGCGAUGUCCAGAGUAAUAUUGCUGUGGUGGUUAUUACUGUUCCGGUGCCACAGCCACCAUUGAUUGUCACACUUGCUCCCAACGCUUAAGCAAUUUCCUUCCUCUUGAAGAAGUGAUCAGAAAAAGAGGGAAAAUACUAGAGGAAGAAAAGGGCUGUUUUGUACUUUUAAACUCACUUUUUUUUUUCUUUUUUUUCUUUUUUUUUUUUGUGUUUCCAUCAGCCUUUCUCUUUGUUAAUCUUUCUUUUUAACCACCUUUUUUUUAAUAUUAAUGGGUCUUUGUAUCUUUGUUGUAAGGUGAUGCUUGUUAAUGAAAAGCUAAUCAGAAA